Molecule: messenger RNA, 1540 nt
Organism: Haliotis rufescens (red abalone)
Lineage: Eukaryota; Metazoa; Mollusca; Gastropoda; Lepetellida; Haliotidae
Exons: 2
Coding region: 162-1427 (421 amino acids)
Source: RefSeq, a predicted model, not a curated record
AAAUGACACCCGAUGUUAUUCCGCGUGUCUCGCGAUACGGUCGACGCGUAUGAUAUGUAUGUGUUGCCUUGCGUGAAACAAGGAACCGGAUUAUGUGAACAUAAUAGCAAAGCGGGAGAGAACAGACAACUCGACACACUGGGGCAACUACACUCUCCUCCAUGUUCGACGAAGCAAUGCCUGACAAUGUGGGUGUGGGUGAUGAUAUCCAGUCUGAUGCAGCAUCUACCGGAAGUGGAGACGGAGGUUCCAGUGGGACACAGAAUGGAACGACAAGAGAAGCCAGCAACCACAGGGGAUGCUGUGGGGACAUCGAGAAGGCGUGUGAGAACUGCCUCUCAACCAUAUGCUGCGGUACAUGCAUUGGAUACGCUUUCUGCUGCUUGCCAAUGAAAAAGAAAACCCGUGUCAGAUGUAUCUGGGCGUGGCUUUGUGUGCUCAGUGUGACUGGAGGCAUCCUUAUGAGCGUCGGGAUAUAUGGCACAGGGCAUAGCUCACCUUCUCCAACAGACAUGCGUAUCGUUACCCACAAAAUAUCAUCAAUAUUUUGUAAGAAGCUACUGAUUAAUUCCACGUCGCAUCUAACAACAUAUUCGUUUAAUGAAGAACCACAGAUAGACAGUAACUCUUCUCAAACAUUUUCUACUGAACUGAAGACAACAUUUAGAAAUGAUUAUAUCUCCUGGACAUUUUAUCUCCUAAAAGGUUCCCGGGUUGAAUUGCGAUCCUGUUCGGAAGCUGAUAUUUGGAUAUACGUCAUAGCCGGUACCUCAAACUGGAAACUUUGGUCCCAGAAUCUGCUUUGUCCUGACUGUUACCUCCAAAAGCAUUUGCUAAAGAGGUCACGGUGUUCAAACAAUCGCAUCUCGGAUGUUUUCACAUUUAUGGUUAACAAAACAGAUGAUUAUUUUGUUCUGUACUGGAGAACGUCAUUUGCAGCUUUCUUACAUGUUAAACUAUCCUUAGACAGGACGUUAUACGAUUUAACAAAGGCCACGCGGAUAUGCACAAAUGGCUUAUUAGCAUGUGAAUAUGUUCUACAGUUUCCCCUGAAGCCAUAUAUUGUGUACCACAUGGGCGCGGUGACCUAUGGAAGAAACACAGGACUAGUUACCGUUUGUGAACCGAGAGUCUGGGUAUAUUUCGGAAUAUUCUUUAUUUUGCCGUUUAGUUUUGGAGCUGUUCUAAGUAUCGUCGUAGCUAAGUUCUGCAAAGAACCUCCAAGAGCAAGAUCCACCCGCAGACCGAGAGCAGGUGUUAUACCCCCUACAUGUGAUGACGAGAGAGACUAUUUGUUCAGCCCCAGCCAAGACGUAUGUCACUAUUCGGGGAUCCCUCAGCCCCCGAAGUAUGAGGAUAUAGAACGACUCCGGGACUCGCCGCCACCUAGUUAUGAAGCCACCAUGAGGCAGUCUGGACCUGUGUGAUGUAGUAUACCAGGGGUGUUCAUUAAAGACUUAGGGUUAUCAUAUUUAGUUGAAAUUCCACAUGUGUAAUGAUACAUGUAUCUAUGGGUUAUGUCUGAAUUUGCAGCACCGAA